GGAGGGGAGAGAAAGAGAGAGGGGAAGUACAGAGGAUCGAUUUGACGUUGACAGGAGUAGAACGUGCCGCCGAUACUUCGGGUACGGUCAACGCUGGCUCUCCCGCUACCCUGAAGAAGGAAGAUUCCACCUUCAAGCAUGGCCUCGGUGGCAGCGUGGCUGCCAUUCGCCCGUGCGGCGGCGAUCGGCUGGGUACCGAUCGCCACACAUCCACUGCCACCGCCGCCGAUUCCGAAGGAUCGGCGCAAGGCCGACGACGAGAAGCUGCUGAUCAACGUGAGCGGCCGUCGGUUCGAAACGUGGCGUAACACCCUGGAGAAGUAUCCGGACACGCUGCUCGGUUCGAACGAGCGCGAGUUCUUUUACGAUGAAGAGAGCAAGGAGUACUUCUUUGACCGGGAUCCGGAUAUCUUCCGACAUAUUCUCAACUAUUAUAGGACUGGUAAGCUACAUUAUCCGAAGCACGAGUGCCUGACGAGCUAUGACGAGGAGCUGGCGUUCUUCGGUAUCUUACCGGAUGUGAUCGGUGAUUGUUGUUAUGAGGACUAUCGGGAUCGCAAGCGCGAGAAUGCCGAGCGGCUGAUGGACGAUAAGCUGAGCGAGAACGGUGACCAGAACCUCCAGCAGCUGCUCGACAUCCGGCAGAAGAUGUGGCGGGCCUUCCAGAAUCCGCACAUCUCUACCGCCGCGUUGGUGUUCUACUACGUCACCGGGUUCUUCAUCGCCGUGAGCGUGCUGGCGAACGUGGUGGAGACCGUGCCGUGCGGCAAUCGUCCGGGCCGCGCCGGUACUCUCUCGUGCGGUGAGCGUUACAAAAUCGUGUUCUUCUGCCUGGACACCGCGUGCGUGAUGAUCUUCACGGCCGAGUACCUGCUGAGGCUGUUCGCCGCGCCCAGCCGGUGCAAAUUCGCGCGCUCCGUGAUGUCGAUCAUCGACGUGGUUGCGAUACUGCCGUAUUACAUCGGACUCGGGAUCACCGACAACGACGACGUGUCGGGCGCGUUCGUGACGCUCCGGGUGUUCCGCGUGUUCCGUAUCUUCAAGUUCUCGCGCCACUCGCAGGGACUACGUAUCCUGGGCUACACUCUAAAGUCCUGCGCCUCCGAGUUGGGUUUCCUCGUGUUCUCGCUCGCGAUGGCCAUCAUCAUCUUCGCCACCGUCAUGUUCUACGCGGAAAAGAACGUCGACGGCACCAAUUUUACCUCGAUACCUUCCGCCUUCUGGUAUACCAUCGUUACGAUGACUACGCUGGGCUACGGUGACAUGGUUCCGAAAACGAUUGCGGGAAAAAUCGUCGGGGGUGUAUGCUCCUUGAGCGGUGUCCUAGUGAUCGCUUUACCGGUACCUGUUAUCGUCAGUAACUUCAGCAGAAUAUAUCAUCAAAACCAACGUGCUGACAAGCGGAAGGCGCAGAGGGUGAGUAAAGCCAGAUUAGCACGUAUCAGAAUCGCGAAGGCGUCGAGCGGCGCUGCCUUCGUGAGUAAAAAGAAAGCAGCGGAAGCGCGUUUGGCCGCUCAGGAGAGCGGACUGCAGCUGGAGGAGUUCUACAAGGAGGAGGAUAUCUUCGAGCUGCAGCAUCAUCACCUACUCCGUUGUUUGGAGAAGACCACGGACCGCGAAUUCGUGGAGAUGGAGGUGCCGUACAACGGCGCCCCGAAGAGGCCGGGCUCGCCAUCGCCCCUGACCUCCCCCGCGCACAGCACUGCCUCCAGGGGCGGCCUGCUGCAGUCCUGCUGCGGGCGCUGCUACCCCCAACGUUACCAGAGCCUGUCCUAUCAGCUUACCUCGAACGAGAGCAAGGACAGAGUGGUGCUCAUAUACGGCGACCGUAUACAGGUGCGGAAAAAGGACCUAAAGAAGCGCGAUUCCCACCUCUGCGACAUGCAGGCCCUACAGCCACUUCCGGCCCCCACCAACACCGCCAACACCGCGCCCACCAUGACUACUUCCGGUGGGCAGCCACCGCUCCCGGUAUCGGAGACCGUAUGAAUCAUGACGAUCACGAGAACCGAUCACGAUCGUCCGUGUGCGCGAUGCGCUAGCCACGCAUUACCACACCACCACUCACCUAUAACCGCCGUCCUCCUCCACACCUGUGCUCGCUGAACCCGAUGAACGAACCACGGCUGACCACGGCCGAAGCAACGCGAGAUCAUGCUGAAUAGCAAACCAAUUGAAUCGUUCGAAGAUCAAUUGACGAUCGGGAAGAAUGGUGAUUUAUGAUCGAUCAGCGGGCGUAAAACAAUUUUCCGAGAUUACGUUCGCUUCGUUUACUACCUUGAAAUACAACAUGAAGCCGAGAGAGCAUAGCCGUUCGCGGCUCAGGGCCGUCGGAUGAGUUCCGAGUGCAGGCAAUUUUUCCGGAUUUGCGUCGGCUUUCUCUGACGCGGCCUAGUUUCGUCGCAGAGGUUCGCUGAAUCAAGCUACAACAAGGCAAUCUUUUCCGUAAUAAAAAACGAGCCGUUUGCAUCGAUGCCACGCGACGAUGGAGAUCGUCAUCAGGUUCAGCGGUACUCCCGAUCCUCGAUUUCACAAGCGGAUCGAUUCGCUUCUCUGGGAGGAUGAUUAUUCGUUAUUCGACGGGAUGUGGAGAGCAUUUGGGAGGAUCUACGCCAUCGCGAUGCGGAUCGAUUGCUAUCGAAGUGCGAGGACCGACGUGCGGUUCCUCCUCUACGAUCGUAGUUCUGUUAAAAUUUACGUCAUAAUUCGCUGAUUUCCGUUUGACGGAAAAAGAACGUCUCGUGUUAGCAACAUUCUCGUUGCAAUCGCAAUAUCUGGUUGCAUGCCGGGCGAAUUUCUGCAGGAAGAGGAAAAGCGAUCGAACCUUUCCUGUGGGAAUUCUUUCGCGUCGUGACAAUUAAAUGAAAUAAUUGAUUAAAUCGCGCCAGCGAUAAGUUCACAAAAUGGGUGACUCAGGUGCGGUUGAUUGAUCGCAAUUAGGGUCCGCAAUUACGGGAUUUGUCCUUCUGCGGGAUUGAGUGAGUCCAGGGGGAGGGUUUCGCAACAUGUUACUUCGCGUCAGGCCGUCCCUUAAAUAAUGUUCUUUCAGUGAAGGAAAAGAAAAGAACGAUUGUUUGUUGCGAUUAUUUAUUAUUCGAAUACUACAGAGAAUUUAUUAAUCGCAUCAGAAUAUUAGAAAUUCACUGGCGUAACAUCGAUGUUACUUGACGUAAACUUCACGAAUUUUAAUGCUUAUUAUAUUUGUGGAAAAGAUAGUUAGGAAUCUAUACGAAUAUUUUGCAAUUAACUGCAGCUUGUAUUUAUUACCAUAUUUGAUUUUCUUCUCUUGUCUUUGCAACUGUCUUUGUAUCGUACGAUUAUAAUUCACAAUCAGGCAAUAUUUAACUAAUUAAGCAAGAACAAAAUACAAAUUUAAACAUGUCCGUUACAUUAUCAGAAUUGCAUUAAAAGAAUAAAACUUUUUAUCGUAAAGACUACUACGAAAUUUUGUAAUUAUGAACUCUCACAGGAUAAAACUCUCAAGUGCCUACUCAGUUUCAUCAAAUUAUAUAAAUUUAAUAAUUUUUAACAUGUAUUAAUAUGUAUAUAAAUUAUUAUGCAAAGCUAUAUAUGUAUAUAUGUGCUAAUUUAAUGUAAAGUAUUUAAAUGAAAUCGAUAAUUUUUAAUAUGUUGUUAGAAACAUUUUUAUAAUCAAUCUUCUUAAGUGCUGUCAAAUAAAAUCAUGAUAUAAUGUUUAAUGCACAUAUUACGCGUUUGUAUCUUGUUAUUUAUUAUUAAUAUAAAUAUUUUUAAGCAUUCUCAUAAAAAAUAAUGUCUUUAAAAAAUAUUAUUAAUUUGAUUAUAUAAAAAAAAUAGAAAUAUUAAUUUAUUAAUGAAAACAUAAUUACAUUAUACAAAAUUUAUAAGGAUAUUGUUGAAGGUUCUCAUAAAAAGAUUUUUACAAUAUGCUUUUAAAACUAUAUUGUAAAAAGUUCUUUUUUAAAAUGAAAAUCUGUAAGAAUUUUCAACAGCGAACUAUUAUUUAUUUAAAAUGUUAAAAAAGAUAUGAUGACGCAAGCUGGAAGACAAUGUGAAAUCACGAGAAAAAGAGAUAGAACAUAUCAAAAAUACAAAUAUGAAACGUGGGAAAACAUUAAAUAAUAUAAAAUUGAUGAAAUCAUCUGGUAUUCUAAGACUGUUGCUUUCAAAUAAUCAAUAUGAAAGCAAACGAUUAAAACAAGCAUCGAAAAGAAAA
Monomorium pharaonis (pharaoh ant) is the source of this 4195-nucleotide messenger RNA. RefSeq names its product potassium voltage-gated channel protein Shal (gene Shal). Gene Ontology annotation, cellular component: membrane; voltage-gated potassium channel complex. The transcript is spliced from 8 exons. NCBI's taxonomy places the organism in Eukaryota, Metazoa, Arthropoda, Insecta, Hymenoptera, Formicidae. Gene Ontology annotation, molecular function: A-type (transient outward) potassium channel activity; protein binding. Gene Ontology annotation, biological process: protein homooligomerization; potassium ion transmembrane transport. The record is from RefSeq and is a predicted model, not a curated record. Bases 139 to 1989 code for a protein of 616 amino acids.